Messenger RNA from Sphaerulina musiva SO2202, 1914 nucleotides. Its product is annotated as WSC-domain-containing protein. NCBI's taxonomy places the organism in Eukaryota, Fungi, Ascomycota, Dothideomycetes, Mycosphaerellales, Mycosphaerellaceae. The transcript is spliced from 3 exons. The coding region runs from base 194 to 1717 and encodes 507 amino acids. The record is from RefSeq and is a predicted model, not a curated record.
GUGUGUGGCACAGCAGUCGUCGAUGCAGGCACCCUCAUCCGAAUACCAUAUCGCUACCGUGGAUUGACCUGAUAGAUCUAUUAUCCUAGCCCUGAUCAAGGGUCGUCCGUUCGUUCGUAUCGAAUACCAUCACACUCGUUUUUUGGGGAUUUUUUCUUCUUCUUCACGGCGACCGCGACGGACCAGCAGCACGAUGCACUAUAUCCCUUGGGGCCUUGCCCUCUGUGCAACUGCUGUGGUUGCCCAACAAUAUCAAGGUAACUCUAUCGCUGGCGCCCUGCCUGUUGUGCCUGGAGCAGAAGUAGCCUUCUUCAAGAUUGCAGAUCCAUCGGGCUUCAACGACGAGUUGACACUGGUGAAUUACUAUAGCCAUGGGACCGACGGCAAUCGAAUCGUGGAAAGCAAGAUCCAGAGAGUGGUCAUCGUCAUCCCUGGCCUGCUAAGAGACUGCAACAAUUAUGAGAACGAUAUGCUCAAUGCUCUCAAGCUCGCUACGGCUGCCGAUGCAAACAUCAACGUAGAUUCGGUAGCCGUCAUGACGACGUGUUUUCCGAACGGCAACGAUAAGAACUACAUGUAUCCUUGGACCGAUGGCCUGCCAGCGGGGCAAGGCUCCCAGAGCAAUGCACUUGUCUGGUCCGGAUCUCAGUGGGCAGGAGGGGCCACGAACCAAUAUCCCAGCAGCAGCACGAACAUUUCGUCCUUUGAGGUCCUGGACCAGUUGAUCUCGUACUUUGACGACACUACUGUUUUCCCCAACAUGAAACAGAUCGUCUUGGCAGGGCACAGCCUGGGCGGACAAAUGUUGCAACGCUAUGCCGCGGUGAGCACGGCGUCCUUCACCAAGCCCGUGACAUACUGGAUCGGAAACCCCGAUUCAUACGCAUGGCUGUCCACAGACCGUCCCUUGAGCACCGUCGGUUGCCCGGACUAUGACCACUACCGUGCCGGCUACACCAACUACGACUCCUACGCCGGUGGACUGCAAUACGGCUCAUCCCUCGUCGCAGCAGGUCGCGAAGCCAUCCUCGCCAACUUCAACACCAAACAAAUCGCCUACGCCCGCGCCCUUCUCGACCACGGAGACCGCAGCGCAGCAUGCGCACCCACCGCCACGGGAGCCGAUCGUCACGAGCGUUUCUUCUUCUACAUCUCCGCCUUCCCCCCUUCCUGUCCCGACCCGGCCUCGUCCAACUGCGACACAGUCGACCUCGUCAACGCCUCGCACGACAACGGCCAAAUGUUCCAAUCCCCCGCCGGAAUCGCCCGUCUCUUCACCGACAACUUCUACGGCGACCGCACGCGCGCCUACGAUUUCGGCUAUCCGCGCGCCCAAGCCGGCGACGACCCCUAUCCCAACCCGGCGUUCGCCGGCACCAGCGGACACACCAUCACCGGCAACUGGAACGGCUGGACCUAUCAAGGCUGUUGGACCAAUCAAGCCCCUCUGACGCCUCUCGCGCUCCCGACAUUAUUGUACGACAACACGGGCAAUAGCAUCGAAGGGUGCACGAGCGGAUGUCAAGGCUCCGGGUUCGCGAUUGCCGGUCUGCAGAAUGGAACGCAGUGUUUUUGUGGAAAUGCCUUGAGUGGUCAGAGUGCGGUCUUGAUUGUCGAUGGCGCUUGUCGCUUGCCUUGUCCGGGCAAUUUGGGCGAGGUGUGUGGAGGAUAUUCGCGCUUGUCGAUUUUUAGUGCUGCGUUUCCUGCGUUUGAGUGAGUUGAGUUGAGAGUGAUUUAUGGGAUAUAGGGUACAGAAUAGAGGAGGGGGAUUGGGGAUUGGGGGGAGGAUGUUUUGGGAGUGAGUGUACAUACUCUUCUUUUCAGGGUUGAAUAUGAUGGGGUAAAGGGGGUAAUGAUCUGCUUGCUGCGACAGAGGAACAAUAAGGUAAUCAGACAACAGAAGAGAAAUUAUCA